CGGCUGCGCGGCGCGGGAGGGGAGCUGUCGCAUGCGUACCGACUGCAUUCCAGCCAGUAGUCCGGCCGCCGCCGCCCCGAGCAUACGUGUCCGCGCCGCUCCGCGUCCCACCCCCAAUACAAAGAACACCUCAGUAUUGUAAAAAAUCUGUGAUGUAUUGAUUAAUUCCAACGUUUUCGCUACGCUCAUGGAUUAAAGCGUUAUUAGUGAAGUGUUUAAACCAGUGUUUAGUAGUUUUAAAACACGUAUUCGAUCGCUUUACAGCGGCCACGUACCAUGGAAUUUUGCUUUAUCGAUGAAUAGAAUCUCACAGCGGACAAGAAAUAUGGUGGACUCGCAGUGUUGAAAACGGAUUUGGUUGUGUUUUAUGUGUAAAGUGUUGUGUUUUAAACAUGGAAAACGCGAGAUAAUGUGUUUGUGCACGGAUUAUGGAUCGGUAGCGUCAGAGCGGAUGGAUGCUAAAUAAUAUUUCGAUCGGAUAAUGCUUUGGUGAACUAAAGGCUACAGAAUGGUGUCCCUCGGUUAUCUCGGGCUGCGCCAAACGCCGUGGACUGUAAUUGUACUAAUAUUCUUCGUAGAAAGCGCUAUGGGAAACCUCGCAAAGAGCUUCUACAUCCAUUGGAACACAACCAACAGCAUAUUUAGAAUAGACAAUACAGAUCAUGUCUUCGAUUUGAAUAAUGGCAAUCCCCAAUUCGAAUACGACCAAGUUAACAUAAUAUGUCCUGUAUAUACUCCUGGGACUUUUGAGGAGGACACGGAGAAGUAUAUAAUAUAUAAUGUGAGUAAAGAGGAGUACGAUACGUGUAGGAUAACGAAUCCAAAUCCACGUAUAAUAGCUAUAUGCGACAAGCCGCAUAAGCUGAUGUUUUUCACUAUAACGUUCCGCCCGUUCACGCCCCAACCAGGAGGCCUAGAAUUUCUGCCUGGUAAAGAUUAUUACUUCAUAUCGACGUCAAGCAAAGACGAUUUGCACAGACGGAUCGGCGGCCGUUGUCUAAGUCACAACAUGAAGCUGGUCUUCCGGGUCUGCUGCAAGCCGGAGGAGCAGUCUCCUGUCCCUCCUCCUCAGCCCACGCCUCCGCCGCCUCCCCCGCCGCCCACAACUACGACCACAACAACAACAACAACAGUAAUGACGACGAUUAAGCCUAAGAAGACGCACAAGUACGACAAAUCGCCGAACGAGGUGGUGAAGAGUGAGGAGCUGAGUUAUUCCCGCGGGGCGGCGCUGGCGUCCUCGCUGGCUCUAGCUUUGGCUGCUAGCGCUGUGCUGGCGCCCCUGGCUCGGUGAAUGUGCGCUCGGACGCGAGCGCCGCGCCCAGACCUCCUUGGCAAGCCAUGCCCCACACACACCACACAACUACACACACUCCAUCUCCGCCCCGACUCUUUGGUCUACUCGUGAACAGUGAACGUUCUGUGAACAGUGAACACUAAAGGUGAUUAAUAUAAGUGUAUUGGGCCUACUAAUAUAAUGGAGCUAGUUACGGACUCAUUUAAAUAUAUAUAUAAUGUUAACAUGUAUAAUGGUAAAAUAGGUUUCUUAAACCAUUAGGUAUAUGCAUUUUUUUAUAUUUUCAUUAAUGCAAUGAAGAUUGAUUACGACUUAGAUACGGAUAGGGAUUAGGACGAAUUAGGUAGUUCGUAUUUAGUUCGAAAGACGAUUUUUUUCCUGAAAAAAAGUAUGUUAGAAAUUAUUUAUACGAAAAAUAAGGGGCAAGUUAUGAAAUUGUCCAGAAAUACUGUGAUUUUGGUUUUAUUUAGGAUGUAAUAAACUCAUUAUGCUUUUAUUAUGUGAUAUAAGUCUACAUAUAUUGAAAAAUGCAUAGUUUCGCCUCCGUAUAUACUUUCUUUAACGACUGAUUUCGCAUUUCAGCUUUUUAUAGAUAAUUUAAAACGAGCCAACUAGUAAUAACAAUAACUGCCUUUGCUCGAUAUAAAAACUAAUUUAACAACACAAGUCUUGUACAAACACCCGAAAGAUUAACCAAGACUUCAUAUAAAAUUCAAUGGUUUGAAUGUUGAUACUCAAAAUUCCUCAAUUUUUGAGUUUCGAAAAACAUCUCACGUUUUUAACUGAGUCUUCUAUUCUCCUUAAUUAUCUUAAAGAAGAUUCCGUCAAAGAAACAUAUGUUAUCUUUGAUACAGAACUUCUAAUAUGAAAUGACAUAUUAGAAGUUGACUGUUAUAUUCUUGAAAGCAAUAUCUAAAUAUUUAUUUUAAACUAUGGAGAAACAAGAUUCAGUUUUAACUGUUCGAGUUUUACGUAUUGUGGAAUUUCGUCCAUCAUAAUAGCAAUGUCUAACUAUUUUUUCCGUGGGUAGCUAUUUUUAAUAACAUCAAUAAAACCAUUGAUAUAAGAUCACAGCAUUUAGCACACCGUGCCAUGAGUGUGUCGACAGACAAACAUACAGAUAGUCAAAUAGUUGAAUAGUUCAAAUAGUCCGGGUUCUGUUAGCCAUACGCAAAUAGACAGAUAAUUUAGGUAGACAUUAAGAACGGAACUGUUGGAUUUUAAACUAUACUGGAAAAUGCCCAUUGACAAUUUCAAGAAAAACAGGCCUAAAACGAUUAUGUAGAGAAUAUGACACCCGUUAGAGUUGAAAAAAAAGUCUGCAUAGAUAUUUGCAAUGAAAGAGUGGAAGAGUCGUUAAAUUCCUGUGUAAAAUAUGAUGAAUGACACUUUCACACUUUGACACUUAAAAAUCAGUGCAGAGUUAACUUAGAUUCUAACUAAUUGAAGAAGUUUUAAGAACUGUCUAUAACGAGAAAGUAAUCUUCAAUAUUAGCAAAUAAAAAUAAGGUAUUGCUAUCAAUAGCUAGCAAAUUUUAAACUCGCAUAAUCACCAAGAUAAUGACAUCAACGAAAGCUAUUUUAAAACACAUCUAAAUUGAAAAAGCAUACGCUAAAGAAAAAUUGAAAAACUCGCUUUCUCUUUGAAACUGCUAUAAAAUGUUAAAAAUGUGAUUUUAAGAGUCCCACAGAUAUAGAUUUUACUGGUCUCAUAAAAAUACCGAAUGGUGUAAGCCUCUUUUAAAAAGGAGUAUUAUAUUAUAGAGAGCUUGAAAUAAAUAAAAAUAACUAUUAAAGGAAAUCCUAUUACACAAAUUGACUAAACCCCACAGUAAGCUCAAGAAGGUUUGUGUUGUGGCUCAGACAACGAUAUAUUAUAAUAUAUAAAAACUUAAAUACAUAGAAAAUACCCAUGAUUAAGAAACAAAUAUCUGUAAUCAUCACACAAAUAAAUACCCUUAUCGGGAUUCGAACCCAGGACCGCCGGUUUCAAUUAUUAGUUAAAUCGCUAUUAAAUCAAAAUCUCCUUAAACAUCUUUCGGAUUUUUGAUUGGUUAAUUUUAUUUACAAUUAUGAAUAUUAAAAUUUGAUAAAUAGACUUAUCGGUUCGCGAAACUUGUCUGGCCAUCUUUGAAUGGUCAAAAACGAUAUUAAAAUUUAUCAAUUUAACCAUCAGAAAUCGUGAUUUUAUGUAGAAAGAAUACAAAGCAACCGAAUGCUAAUAUUAUUCAUUAAUAAUCGCCUAUUUUGUAUUAUAGUUAAAGUUAAUUGAUUUAAUGCCCAUAUGUGAUUAUCAACUAAAAGGCACCCCAUUGUCGGUUGUCCAUAAGGUCGAUUUUGAAUUGAAGCUAUAAGGAAAUGGCGUCUUAUUGACGACCGACAAUAAGUACCCUUUUGGAUGAAAUCGGCACAUAUCUUCUCCAAAAACAUUUUAACCAACGAUUUCUUAAAAAGGCCUAAAUAAAUUUGUUAUAUUUGUUACCUUAGGUUUACUUAAAUUCACGGGUGUCACACUAGUGUUGCCGUUCAAAUACCCUUCACAAUAAACCAGCCGGGACUCGAACUCACGACCUAUGCCUUUAAACACUGGGCCAACCGGCCAAACCCGUUAGCGACUUGAUUACAGUUAUUUGCAUUCGCCCGCCAUCUUGGAUUUAAGGUGCCUUAUGAUAAUGCUUUGGAUACAAACUCAAUAUCACUCUUUUGAUCAGCGAUUUAUUUCUAGAAAAUAUACCCUUAUAUUUUAAAAGUUGUCUUUUAAAGUGAUACUUUCAUUUAAGGCUGCAUUUGAUUUGACACCAGAGUAACAAGCAUCUAUAGGCUAUCUAUACUGCUUACUAUUAAGCAGGUCGGGCACUAGUUUAUCACCAACAUUAAUUUGAAAAUCACUAUUGCCAGGUAAAAUUUUCAAUAAAAAAAGUAUAUAGGUAUCGGCAGAGUUGAAGUGAAAGAUUACACACACAGCUACACAGAGUACUAAGCAAAAGUAGUAUUGAACGAAUGAAUGAAUGAAUGAGUGAAUGUGACUUAAGCGCACGAUAUUAAGCUUAAAAAUAACCUUGUAGAAACAUUAUGGUCCAUCUUGCAGUUGGCAGUUCAACUUGCUAUCGGUACGAAAAAAAAAUAUUCUGUCAUUACAUGAUUUCGUCGUUGUGUGCGUGACUUCAACUCUUGUGCCCAUCUUCUUGAAUUUUUAAGUAACAAGUCUACAUUAAUGAACUUCACAUCUCAAAAGCAUUCUCCAGAUAUCCACGCAGUUAAUAUAAUUUAUUGUAUCCUAUAUAAUCAAUUCAAACUACAAUAUGAGACAGCAGAACUGACAGACAAAGAUAAAUGGUCCUUCGGGCCCUUUUUUCCCAUUCACAAAAGAUAGGUUAGGAAUGGUAACAAUUAUAGGAGCAGGUAGAAACGUCCAAGAAAUUUAAGAAUAACCCAGCAUUUGUAGGUUUAUUACUCUAAUUUAAAAGUAAAAGUUAAUGUGGAACUACCAAAUGAAAUGGAACAGGAGUAUCCAAUUACUAUCGGCCAUAUUGUUUUUAAAUUGUCAUCAUAAAAUACAUUUUUAAACUGACUUUUAUAACGAAUAAUUGCUGGUGAUCUAAAAAGAACUUGCAAAAUAUUUUACAAGCAUUUUGUAAGCUAUCAUUUGUCGUAAGUACAUACUACUCAAAUUAGGGCAUACGUUUAAAGAAUUGUUGUGUCAGAGAUGACACAUUCAUUUAAAACGUUUUAUGAAAUGCUAUGUGAUUAAAACGAUUAAAUACUAUUUCAUAAAAUACGGAGAGAUUUAAUAGCUACUUACGUAAAUAAUACACAAGAUUUAUGACACAUACAGUAAUGAAAACCAUGAAACGCGUUUUAUUAACUCGAAUAAUACAGCAUAACAGUUAUUUUAAACAGUAAUUCAAGGUUCCCAUAAAAUAGAAGUAUGCUUGUCAUGUUGGCAUUUAGGUACAAAGAAAACAUCACAAUGAGUUUUUCUUUGUAUCGUUAUGAUUCAUGAAAUAUAUUGAAAUUAUUCAUACCUAUUAGAAUUCUGAAAACUUCGCUCCAUUAUCAUGAAAGCACUAUUCAGUUUUACAUUAUUAUUCCUACGUCAAUUGCUUACUUUAUCGUUUUAUUAUCACAUCUUAUAUGCCAAAUUGUCGUAACAGCCAUUUUAAGAUGGUAAAAGCCAACCCAAAACAGCGUCAAAUUUGUUAAAACAACCUGAGCGCUGACAUUGUCUUAAUGCAUUGUGUUCUAAACACAGAAUUAAUGUUCUUUUAUGGCCCCAGGCUAUUAAGCUUGCUUACCUUCUGAGUGGAUCUAUUUUUAUUUCAAUCUAAACAAAAAUCUAGUAGAGCUAAAGGACGUAAGUGCCAUCACCGAGUUUGUCCUUUACGACAUUUGUAUUACUGUGUGUUUGUGAAAUUUUAAAAGGAUAGGAUAGUCAAGAUUUAUUUUAUGCUAACAAAAGCUCUGGAAUUUUGGUCUAAAGGUCACCCUCAGAUUAAAUAAAGAAACAAAACAAAGUGAAGCAAAUUGAUGGACAUCAAUUAGUGAGAAAUAAAACGGUGGUUGAUAUUUUUAGUAAUUAGAGAGACGAAUGUAAAAAAAAACCCUAAAAAAUGUAGAGUCCGUCUAAGCUAACUUUGCACCGAAAUUGAUGGAAAAAAGUGUGAAAGAGUAAUUAUAAACUUCAUAUUUUCAUAGUAAUUUGACAUUUCAACACAUUGCAAAUGCCAUGCACAGUUAGGUUGGUCCGGCUUAAGGCAUACUUUUUUUUAUUGCUACUUAAUAAUAAUUUUUAACAUUCUCAAAACCUACCUAAUCCAUUACCUAAAUUGAAAAAUGUAGAGAAUUUUUCAAUUUUCGCCCUCCAAAUUCAAUAUUAUGUUAAGCAAAGAUCAAAAAAUAGAUCAGGAUUACUCGUUAAAACGUUGUUUAUGUCACUAAAUUUUCAAAUUGAAAAGAAAGUUUACACAAACUUCCAUCCUUCCAGUCCAGAUGUCUCAAGCGGGCAUUUGUUUAGAGUUUUGGCUAUUUUUGUUCCCCAACGAAGGAUUGAGAAGGGAUAAUGACUAACCUGCCGGUUAUAAUUUUAACCGAGUUUUAAACCUUGGAUUAUAUUUCGGUGAUUAAUAAUAAAGCGCAAUUUACUGAUGAUGUAUGGUGGUUGGAAAUAAACGCCUUAAUCGCUUUUAAAUGCUUCUGUGAGAUGAAAGCUCACGUUCGUUUGUUUUGGCCAAAAUUCCUGACUUAAGUCAUAUGAAAUGUUAAAGAAAGUUUAGGAAGAAUUUUUUAGAUAUAUUUUAAAUGAAAUUGGAUUUUAUUAAUAGAUCCGUUUUUCUAAUCAGGAAAUUUUAGUCAUACUGAAAACUUUGUCUUGAUAAUCGCAUUUUAAUGAGUUUGUUAAACCAUGGCACAAAAACUUUGACACAUGAUUUUGCUUAUUAAAUUACAAAAAAAGAUAACAUCUAAAUUAACGCAAUAUUUCACUCAAAAGCGAUGUAACUCCAGAAAAUAGAUUGUCCCAUUAUUCAUGUUAAAUUAAAUAUGUCAGUUUCCAUUUAUAAAAUGUCCGGUGACAUAGGUUAUUUUUCAGAAGUCAUUUUCUUAAGAAAUGGUGGUUAAGAGUUAAAUGUGACAUCAAAGAAUUCAAACCGUGAUAAAUGUAUGACGGCUUCAUAUUAUUUUCGCGGGAUGUGGACCGGAGAAGUUUAAAAAUAGAAUUUCCGAUAGCUUUUUACGUCUUUUUGUGAUUCGAUGAUUCAAACGUGACGGUUGUGGCGUAAGGGACAGUUCAUAUUUUGGCAGUUACGUCGAUUGUGUUUUAUCAUAAGACGUGCUGUAAAAAAUACAUUGUUCUUACAUUGAUAUACGACCAUGACUCAUGUUUGGGCUUUGAUUGAACACAAAGAAGUUUUUGUUAAUAAGUUAAUAACUUUACAGUUCAUUUCAAACACUAUAACUUUUUAUAUUCGGUUUUUAUGCAUAUUACAUACUUGCUCGAACCAGUUAUGGCAAGUUAAGAUACGUAAGUAGCACGAUUUCUUUACACGAUAUAAAAUACACAUUUUAAUAAGGUAAUGAAAACUCUAUAGGUACUUAAUUACAAAAAAAUACUAGUAUAAUAAAAAGAUAAAACAAUCGCCUGUGGUUAACCACAAAGGUUUGUUGCAAAUUGAAAUAAUCGCGUUUCAAACAAAACCACUUUAUGUGAACAAAAACUAUAACAACGGCAGCUAAAUUGUUAAUAUGUAUUUAAGUGAGAUUAGUUUUGUAGAUUUCACGCUGGAUAACUAUGACAUUGUGUUAUUAUAUUAGUCUAAACUGGUGUGAAUCAUUAUCACAAUUUUAUACACCAGUAUUUUAAAUACUUACUUUAUAAUCUUAUAGAGUUGACUCGGAAAUCUAGCUACUAUUUAGUUUGUCUUUACGCAUGGCUAACUAAUAAAGAAGAAUAAUAUGAAUUAUAUCUUAUGGACAUAUAAAAUAAACGCUAUUCUGCUUUCUAAACCAUAUAUCAUAAAUAAACGAUUUUGUCGGUAAAUUCUUAAAACACGGCCUAAACUGAACGAUAUUUGCUUAAAUAUGUCAUCGAUUAAAAAACAACAUACCUAUUAUAUGUAAUGAUUUCCUAUAAUUUAUAUGGCCUAAUAAUUAACAUAAAAUGCAUUUAAGUUAGGUACAAACUUAUUCAAUUUCGUCAAUGACUUGAAAUCGAUGAUUUCAUAAUAUCUGUAUGGCGUUUAAGUUUACACUAAUUACCAACAUGGGUAUAAGUAUAGUUUAAAAUCCAACAGCAUGCAUUUUUAUAGUAAUCUCUCUCAUCAUUAGUUUUCGAUUAGUUGUGCUGUGUACUUAGAUUUUAAAAUAAUUGCCUAAUUGAAAAAGACCUCAUUUUGAAUCUCUAUUGAAAAUCAGUCCGCUAGUUUUAAUUACAAGAAGGCAUAAUAAUUAAAUAAUUAUGUGGGUUUUUUCCAAACAGAGCGAGACUAGUUGUGAUGUUCCACAGGUAAAGGUACCUUAUGGUGGUUGGCACUUACGUCGCUUAGUACCGCAUUAGUAUUGGAACGUCGUAAAUAACAACGUAAGCGCCAACCGCUACACGGUCGCUUUGAUGUGGAACGUCACAAUUUAUGGUAUUUAUAUAGGGCAUAAAUGUAAUAUACGGAACCAGUUUUGUGUAUUAAUAACCGGUUACAUUCUGUAAAUUUAAUAUAGUUCGGAGAGAAUAAGACAAGUUAUAGUUUAUACAGUGAUUACAAUAUAAAUUAUGAUUCUCACUGUACCUACUUUUUGUGAUUUAUGUACUUCUUGUGGUAUGGUUUUGAUAAUUUGGACUCAGUUAAAAUAAAAUAUUGAAAUGUUUUUGGAGCACCAUAAAGUUUUCCUUAUGAUAAUUGUGCUAGGAUUGGUAUAUUUAAACAGAUAAAACAGAUUUAUCCUUGAGAUAACUACGUAACAUUGAACUUGAACCUAAGUUAUCUACACAAAUACCUGGAAUAAAAGAAUUCUUGUGCAACAACAACUUUUUCCUUAUACAAUCAUAACAAUUUAAAUUAGCGUGUUACGCAAUUUAAUGAUGCUUAAAACGAUUUAAUAUGUACCAAGCGCCAUUUAAUUGUUCUCAUUUCACAGAAGCUUAUCAAUUAGCCUUAUGACCAUGACGAAUGUCAAGUUAUCACAAUAACAUUGUGUUACAUGCAAAUUCAAACUUUAUAUCAACUGUAUAAACUUUACUUUCUCUUGAACUAGAUGUAAGUGAACAGAUUUUGUACUCAACAAAUGACACAAGCAAUUAAAAUAAAAUAAAUCAGCCCCUGUUUGGAAACGACUUACAGAUAACCUAAAAUAGUUCGUCAUUUAAUUUGACAUGAAUAUUUAUAUGAAUUGAUGAAACCGUUUAAGUAAUGUAAGAUAUAAGAGUUACUCCUAUAAACGUGCCUAAUUUCAUUGGUGAUUUUUGGAGCUUCACUUUCACAUAUGAUCUUUGUAAAGUACAUAAUAGCCACGUGUUUUUUCUGUGUUGUAUAAGAUCUUAAGUCAAUUGAAAUCAUAACUUAGUCUGUGCGGAAAGAGAAGGGUCGUGAAAUGUAUGGGAUCUCUUACAUUCCUCUACUCUUCUCUUUCCGUACAGACUAUUUGAUCUUAAAAUAUAAUAUUUUUACUUAUAUGCAUAAACAGUAAUUACCAUAAAAUAAUCGUUAUGGAGGACUUGACGCAUAAAAACAGGAAUUUACAGAUACGUUAAAUAAAAGCUGGUUUUAUCGCUAAAUAGCGAUCUCAUUAAAGUUUAACCAGCAAACAAUCUCAAUAAAAUAUUCACACGUAAGUUAAAUCAACUUGUAACGUAAUUGCAAAUACACGAACAAAAAUAAAAAUGUUUUAUUCAGGCAAAUUCUGAUUUUGAAAAUAUAACCAAUUUAAUUGAUUCAGGGCAUCCCUUUUGCAUCAAUUAAUUAUUGCAUGUGAGACACACCAAGAUUAAUACCAUGUUGAUGUCAUAUUUUAAUAUCUAAAUAUGCUCUCCUAAACGGGAAACCCAUAAAUCAUACAAUAAAACAGCGUAAGUGACGUUUAAUUAUUUAUAGCUUUCAACAUUAAUAAUUUGUGGCCAGCCGCAAUGUGUCAUACAGCUGACAUCAAAUAUUUUGAUUGAAUUCUAACACCACAUGUUGAAUCAUGUCUGUCUUUGUAAUUUGUAAGCUAUAAACUUUUUCAUUUUACGAUAUUUUCAUAUUUCGUCGUAACAGAUGUUAAUUUAUGAUUGAUAUUUUAAUUUCUUUUCGACAUAGACCUAGAGGUUAAUAGACUCAUGUUUAUAGUCAACAUAACCCGCUUACAUAAACUGCUUUUAUUAGCUAAUGUAGCCAAAUGAUAUUCAAAUAUUUAGAUUUCUGGUAUAAUAUUUUUCUGGCAUGAAAUUUGCUACAGUAAAAUAAAAAAAAAUCUUAUCAUAUUUAAAACUUUAAAAUAUCGGUUAUAUAUAAAAUUAAUUUAGCAAAACUUAUAACACGCGUAUUGAAACAUGUAUAAGCAGUUAAUUCAAUAUUUUUAUAAAAAAAUAACUAUAUAAGAUAAAAAAUACAAGUUUAAAUAAAUUAUGUACUUCAUAAAGGACAUUAAAAGUCUAGCUCCAUAAAUAAGAACCAAUGAAAUGGUUAAUUUGCUCAGUGGCGGUUGUAAUUAAUAUUUAUAUGAUCCCAUUCCAUUUUUUAUAAUUAAUUAAUUACCGUAUUCAGCUGAGUGAAAAUUUUACUAAAAAGUCCAUCCAGGUUUAUAUUUUAUAUUCUAGCAUUUCAGUCCUGAAUUAUAAACAUAAAUACUCUUAAUAUGUUAAAAGCAAAUGCUUUGCGUUUAUAUUAUAUGAAUUGGUAUUUAUUUUUACUUUUAUAGUUAUCUUUAGACUCAAUUGACGUAAAGAACAUUUUGAUGUCCUUUACAGCAUUCGAUUUAAAGGUAAUAAAUGUAGGCUAUAUUUGUACGAAGAGGAGUCAUUUUAUGGUCUGGUAUUUUACGACAUAACGUCGUUUUGCCAUUUAAUUUCAGAUUAUACAUAUUCCUUUGGUUCUAUGUUUCUGUAUAUAUUUUAUUUUAAGCAUACAAUUAUAAAGAGGGACAUACUUGACCAUUUAUAUAACUAAAAUUUACCAUUUUAUGAUUGCAAGUGUAAUUUACUUCAAUCAAAUAACUCCUUAAUAAUAGUUCCUAUGAAUAAACCCUCACAAUUUUGAAAUAAAUGAGUUUUUAAUGUUUAUUGUAUAUUAGUUUUUUUAUUGAUUCAGGACUGAAUAAUUCUGUAUAUAAUAAAAAUGUAUUUAUUUAAAUUUAGUUUCAAAUUAUUUAUUUCAAAUUGAAACCGUUUUAUACAUUCGCAUUGGUGCUAAUAGCAGUGGCUAAAAUAGUACAAUUAUUUCAUUUUAAGUACUUUAUUUUAUUCUGUUUGACUCAUAUACGUUGAUAAUUACGAUUUCGACUUAAUUGACGUAAUGGAUAUUAGUUUUCUAUGUCCUUUACACCAAUUUCGUCGGAUACCAGUGCCUCAUAACAUUAAGAACAUAAUUUGUGUCUCUUCUCAGAAAAUGUACCGCAUUUUCGAAUGUCCAUAAAAACUAUUUAAUCGCAUCUUUAUGCUUUAAUUUGACAACCGAAGUAAUACCUUUCGACUCAGACACAUAAAUUUAUCGAUGCUUAGUGUGCUCCUUUUCUCACGCAUUCCAAAAGCUACGUGUACAAACGGAACAGACACAGUAUCGAUAUUGAAUUUUCCUAUAUGAGGCCGCAGGAAUCUUGAUUUUACUUUAUAAAAUUAAGUUUAUGAGUCUUUUUAUCCUACUUAAUUCUGCUUUAAUAUUACGUACUUAAUUUGUGAGUUAGUGCAAAAAUUAGAGUUAUACUAGCAUGAGCUACCUCUUUCAAAUGUUCUAAAGGUAUUUUUAUAUAAACUAAUGUUAAUAUUAAACUCGGCACUAUCUUACAUUACUGUAACGGUUGAUACUAUCCUAAAAUUAAUAAAAAAAAGAUAUUUCACAUUUUCCUAAUAAAAAUGUUGGAUAUUUAGAUUUGGAUUAAAGUUGUGGAUGUCGUUGUCAUUAGGUUUUUUAAUUAGUAAAUUCUGUAAACAAAUGUAUGGUUUAUGAAUCUUUUUGUAAAAUAUUUUGUGUGCAAUCAACAUUUUGUACAAUUAAUAAUGAAUAACGGCCUCCUGACAUGAUUUUUACUGUAGAGAUAGUUGAGAGAUAGAAGUUUGAUUGUAUGGUAACUAUCUCUGCAGUUGAUUGUACUUUCAGUGUCACAGAAAAUAGUUUUUACUGUGCAAGUGUGAAAUUACACAUGUUUUAUAGUGUACUUCUGUUUUGGAAUAUUUUAAUUUCAAAUCUUUGAUAUAAUAGUUAAUAUGUCAAUUUUGCCUGUUCGUUAUAAAAGUCAGUGAAACUCAAACAACAUUACUUAAUAUCCAAGUAAAAUAAAAGCGGGCAAAGUUGUCAUGUUAGUUUUUGUACUAAAUAAAGGACAAUUGGUGACAACGGCGUCCCAACAUUAUCGUACUUAGGUAGGCAGCAGUAUAGUGUUAAAUAUAUUUUUUGCAGCUGUAUCAGGUAUUUGCUAUAAAAAAACGCGGCCAUAAUCAAAUAUUAUUUUGUAAUACUUAAGACAGAGCAUUUUACUGUAUAUAAAAAAAUGUAUAAAAUUGUAUUAAUAAUUUGGAAUAACUUGUGAAACUUUAAGGACCUAAAAGUACUUUAAGGUAAAUAGCUAUUAUCUUAAACUAUUAUUAAUAUAUAGAUAAAUGCUAUAUACUUUAAAGAAAUAUUGUAAGGAAUGAACUAUUUGAUAUUAUAAUUAGAAUAUUACAAUUUAAACAAUGAAUGCAUAUGUAAUAAUAACUAAUUUUGCAAUAUAUAAUAUAUAAUAUGUUUUGUAUAACAGAAUGAAGUGCUUUUUAUGAGCAUAUGACGAUUUUAGUAUAUUUUAUAAUAAGGUACUUGCGCCUAAUAAGGCCCACUUUUAAUUUUUUUUUUAAUUUUUUUCAUUUUUGAUAUGAACUUGCAAUUUUGUCUAUGGUACUAACCAAACAUGGGCGAGAAAUAUAAACUCAUUUACACUUAUAAAAGUAUGAAAUUUUGAAAUUGAGCAAUCUUUAAAACUAAUAAGGCCCAUUAGGUGCAAGUACCUUAUAUAAAUUGUAUGAACUAUAUAUAUGAAAAGAAACACUUAUGUUAAAACUUACAUUAUGAUGGAUAAAUUACUGAAAAUUAGCUUUCGAUUGUCAACUAUGUCUUGCAUAUUCAUUUGUAUAUCUGAUUAAUUAUUUUUCUUGGCAAAUAUGUGAUUAUAAUUUUUAUUGAGUGACGUUUCACGGGUCAAGGUACAUUAUAGCAGUUGGCGCUUACGUCGCGUAGCACUGCAUUAGUAGAGCGUCGUUAAUAACAGCGUAAGUCCCUACUUACCCGUGGCACGUAACAAACCUAUCUCCUUUACACAUACAAGUCAAAAAGAGACAGAAGCUUUAUCUAAAACCGAAUAACGCUAACGCAGUCUGAAAGCUUACAGAGAAUAAAAUGGCGGCAUUUUAUCGCCAAUAAAAUGCCCAGAAUGCAUUUUCUGUUCCCGUUUGUGACUCUAAUGUCCAGUUAUCUAUAGUCUCACUUAUCUAAAGUACUCUGACUACAUUUACUAGGUAACCUAACUGGGUCAGAAUCAGAAUGUGUAACUUUGCCCCAAGUCUAUGUAAGGGCCAUUUGCCAUUAUAUUUCAAGUUGUACUUUUUUUAUUUGCAUAUUUUUGUAUCUGCUAUUUCUACUCAGAAUCAUGAACUGUUUCGAUACUUAUAGGAGAAAAAAGUGUCCCUAGAUUUUAAUUUCAUUUAGUUACUGUCUUGGAAGACUACAGAUCAGGGUGGUAACGAAAUGGAAAGACAGAAAAAAAUAUGCAAAUUUAAAAAUAAAAGGGGUGUAGAUACAACUUAAAAUAGAAUGGCUACUGAAAUUGAGGUAGCUAUGUUUUAGGUUGUAUUUGCUGUAAGUGAAUUCUAUACACAAAUAAUUUGCUAAAGGCACUGUUUUUAAACACAAGGGUCGUCAGAAAGAGCCUAAAAUUUACGUAUAUUUAUGCGGUUAAAAAUAUAUAAUAUGGUAAUUGCAUCUUUGAUGUAUCUGUUAUGAUGCUAGGAUUAAUAACACUUAAAAUAAUUUCAAUAUUCUUUACUUCAUACGUAUUUUAUUUGUGCAAUAAAAAUAAUAAAGAAACCACUAUUACAAACAUAAUACAUGUUUAUGUUUUAAAAAAUGUGUACAGGACAUAUUAAUGAAUUUAAAUAUUUUAGAAAAUUCUCCUUAGUGCAACUUGCAAUUUUAAAUAAUAAACAAAACUACUUUAAUAAGGUAUUUGUACUUUACAACCGAUUGCACAGCUGCACUAUUUAUUUUUGUCCUUUACGUCAUUUUGGAAAAAAAAUUGUAAAAAUGCCUCUGUCUUAAGUAUUAAGUUACCCAUUGGUUAAGACUAUGAAAUUGUAAAAUAGGGGAAAAAGGGGGGGUAACCUAACUGUACCUACUAAGUAUAUUAAGAGCUGUACAUAUGUUGUUUAACUAAGAUAGACCCUGUAGUAUUUAUUUGUACGAUUUGGGCCUCUGUUGAAAUCCAAAGUUUUUAAUUUAUUUUUCGACCAAUAAAUGUUGGAGAGAACUA
Molecule: messenger RNA, 14476 nt
Organism: Cydia fagiglandana
Lineage: Eukaryota; Metazoa; Arthropoda; Insecta; Lepidoptera; Tortricidae
Gene: Ephrin
Product: ephrin-B2a-like
Exons: 1
Coding region: 509-1294 (261 amino acids)
Biological process (GO): axon guidance; ephrin receptor signaling pathway
Cellular component (GO): plasma membrane
Molecular function (GO): ephrin receptor binding
Source: RefSeq, a predicted model, not a curated record